AUGAAGUUCAGACCGCUCCUUGUCUUCUGCAUCCUCUUCUGCCUGGUGAACAUCACCAGCUCAGCCCAUCUCAAGAAAGGGGCUCCCUGGGAGCUAUCCCAAAUUCUGCCUGCCCUGUGCCAGCUCCCCCCAGUGAGGGGUCCCUGCAGAGGCCUCUUCUACCGGUACUUCUACAACGACACGUCCAGUGAGUGUGAGCGUUUUACCUACAGUGGCUGUCAGGGCAAUGCCAACAAUUUUGAGACCACAGAGAUCUGCGUGAGGAUCUGUAAGCCCCCUGGUGAGUCCUCUUGUAGAAACAGGAGAAGCAACGCUGAAGAAGACUAA
Messenger RNA from Lutra lutra (Eurasian river otter), 327 nucleotides. It is a transcript of the gene SPINT3, whose product is annotated as serine peptidase inhibitor, Kunitz type 3. The transcript has 3 exons. Gene Ontology annotation, molecular function: serine-type endopeptidase inhibitor activity. The record is from RefSeq and is a predicted model, not a curated record. Lineage: Eukaryota; Metazoa; Chordata; Mammalia; Carnivora; Mustelidae. The coding region runs from base 1 to 327 and encodes 108 amino acids.